This is a messenger RNA of Habropoda laboriosa, 1163 nucleotides long. Its product is annotated as abscission/NoCut checkpoint regulator. Gene Ontology annotation, molecular function: phosphatidylinositol-3-phosphate binding. Gene Ontology annotation, biological process: mitotic cytokinesis checkpoint signaling; abscission. The record is from RefSeq and is a predicted model, not a curated record. The coding region runs from base 103 to 975 and encodes 290 amino acids. NCBI's taxonomy places the organism in Eukaryota, Metazoa, Arthropoda, Insecta, Hymenoptera, Apidae. Gene Ontology annotation, cellular component: centrosome; midbody; cleavage furrow. The transcript is spliced from 5 exons.
UUGGUCGCUUAUACGUUAGAAUCUUUCAUAAACAAAUAUGCUAAACAAUUUAAUGUCACAUCCGUGAUAACAUCAUAGCCAAGUUUUAAAAGUGAAUUCAAUAUGUCAUGCAAUAUUUGUCAAACAAAAUUCUCAUUUUUUACAAGAGAAGAUGAUUGCCCAGGUUGUGGCUUUUCAUGCUGCAGUAAGUGCCUCAAAUAUAAAUGUGAUAUUCCAGAUAAAGGAGUGAAAAAAACCUGUGGACGUUGUUUUUAUAAGCGCAGGUUUAAAAAUAUGUCAAAUUCCAAUAACAAUUCUACUAUGUUGGAUGAACAAGAAAAACCAAUAGCUCCAGUGGAUAUCACUAAAAAAUUAGAUUCGUUGGAAAAUCCAGUGAAGCCUCCUAUUGUAAUGUACAAGCACACAAAUCACUGGGACAAGUUUAAAAAAGGCUUAGAACCUGCUGAUCAAGAGAUAGUUGAUAGAUUAAGAAAAUUAAAAGAAGAGGACAAAACCACAGCUCUAAGUGUGGAUGAAAUAAGAAAAAGAUUAGCACUAUUAAAAGAUGAAGAUCCAAAUGCUAGUCAUCACAAAAUAAAUAUACAUGAAGUGGAUAAUAGGACAGAUCAACAAAAAACAGAUGAUUUGUUACAAGAGUACCUUGAACAAUUAGAACUAUCUUCAAGUAGUGACUCAGAUACUGAAAUUCAAUCAAGAUUAAGGUCACUGCAGGAUGUUAGCGAUAAACCCAGUAAGCACUCAACCAAUGAUAUGGAUGAUGAUGAUGAGACUCAUAUAUCAAAGAAGUUAAUUGCGAAAAUUUUAGCAGAAGCAAAUUUAAGCAAAUAUGAAGCCGAUGUGGAUGAAUUAGAGGAAGAAGCCGAGAGGCCUACGUGCGCGAUGUGCGGUCAAACUAAACCUUCAGAGGGAUGUUCAAGCUAUGACGAUGAAAUUUACUGUGCUGAAUGUUUAAAAAAGGAACACGAUGAUUGUUAGAUAAAAACGCACAACAGGGAGUCAGUAACGAAGCUGGGCCUUUAUUAAAUCGAAUUGAUAGAAAUUCUAGAAAACCGCUUCGCAAAGAUUGAUAUUACAAUUACACAAUUUUACUAUUGGAGCUGUUACUUGCUAUGUAUCUUUUUUGGCAAAUUUACUAUUAGCAUUGUUACUCGCAAUUUUUUUUA